This is a messenger RNA of Dufourea novaeangliae, 852 nucleotides long. RefSeq lists its product as uncharacterized. The record is from RefSeq and is a predicted model, not a curated record. Lineage: Eukaryota; Metazoa; Arthropoda; Insecta; Hymenoptera; Halictidae. Bases 1 to 852 code for a protein of 283 amino acids. The transcript has 3 exons.
AUGGAACUUUCAAAUGAACAGAAAGUUAAUAAUUCUUUAGUGUUGAAUAAAGACUUUCUGCAAACUUUGUGCAACUGGAAAAUCACUAAUAAUAAACAAUUUCAUGAUGUUUUCACUACGACUACGUCGUCUAAAGAAGAGGAAAAAACCAAUAUUGAUGACAUAGUAAACUUGUACACAUGCAUUUCUUUACAACCAACUCAGUCCACUAAUGAAUCAUGUAUGUUGGAAAUAAAGCUAUCUAAUCGUCAAAAAAUAUCCUGUAUUGCCAUAGUUUCAGAGGCAUAUGUCUUAGAGGUUUUCAAAGAAUCUGGAGAAUAUAAGACAACAAUAUUUGCGGAAUUGGUGGACGAGUUUCAGGAUAAUUCUGUUUACUUGGCAGAAACAAAAUUCAUUCCACCAACUUCAGAAGCUAGUAUAAAGUUCACAAAAACAAAGAGUAAAGAUUCAGUCAUUUGGGUGUAUGGUAUAAUGCUAUAUUUAACAGAACCCACUAAUGAGUCUACAAGUUCACCUACAGAUAUAUUCAAUCCUGAAAUUAUAAAGCACUUCCUAUCUAAACUGUCUUUCAAUAAUGUGGAUAAUAAUGCUGCUGUUGGUGUUCAGUCAUGUUACAAAAAUAUUUUGAACUCAUCGAAAAGUAGACUUAUUGAAGAAGAGAAUAAAGAAGACGUAGCUCAAUGCAUCAAUGAUAAUGCUGGAUUGAAUAUGGACAUUAAGAUGUAUAUUGAUAACAAGUUCCAUGAUAUAGAGAUAAAACUAAUGAAGAGAAUCGAUGAAAUGGAACAAAGAACCAAUGAAAAAUUAGAUAGUAUUUCAAAACAAUUAGAAAUUCACUUUAACUCAAAGUGA